UUUAUAUCUCCAUUUGGACUUUUUUUUUUCUUUACUCAUUGCUCAACAAUGGCUCUAGUUCUCUCUCUGUACUUCAUCUUCUCUCUCUACAACAGCUUUGUUUCUGCAGCCAAUCCUCCAAUUCUUGAUGGAUUUCUUCCAAAUGGCAACUUUGAAGAAAAGCCAAAGGCAUCAAAUCUGAAGAAGACAGUGAUCAUAGGAAGGUACUCUUUGCCCAAGUGGGAAAUCAAUGGGGUGGUGGAGUAUGUAUCAGGUGGGCCACAGCCAGGUGGCUUCUUCCUAGCAGUCCCUCGUGGGGUCCACGCAGUGAGGCUAGGAAAUGAAGCAUCCAUCUCUCAAAAUGUUAUGGUCAAGCUGGGCUCAAUCUACUCGCUCACAUUUGGGGCCACAAGGACUUGUGCCCAAGAUGAGGUGCUAAGGGUCUCAGUCCCUGGUCACUCGAGUGAUCUUCCCAUUCAGACACUGUUCAGUAGUGAUGGUGGUGACACUUAUGGUUGGGCUUUCAAGGCAACUUCUAAAGUGGUUAAGGUCACAUUUCAUAACCCUGGGAUUCAAGAAGACCCUACCUGUGGACCUCUCCUGGAUGCAAUUGCAAUUAAAGAGAUGCAACCUCUCAAGUAUACUAGAGGUAAUUUGGUGAAAAAUGGUGGGUUUGAAAUAGGACCUCAUGUGUUCAAGAACUUCUCAACUGGGGUCCUCCUCCUCCCCAAACAACAGGACUUAAUUUCACCUCUCCCCGGAUGGAUUAUCGAAUCCCUCAAGCCUGUAAAAUACAUCGAUUCCAAGCACUUCUUCGUCCCCAAAGGAAUGGCUGCAAUUGAACUGAUUGGAGGGAGAGAAAGUGCCAUUGCUCAAAUCAUAAGGACAGUGCCCAACAAAUUCUACAACCUAACAUUCGCCAUUGGCGACGCAAAGAGCGCUUGCCAUGGAUCGAUGCAGGUUGAAGCAUUCGCUGCGAAACAAACCCUAAAAGUGCCCUUUACAUCAGAAGGAAAGGGUUGGUUCAAGACUGCAAGUCUAAAGUUCCAAGCAGUUUCAGCCAGGACAAGGAUAACAUUUUUUAGUGCAUUUUAUCACACUAACAUUAAUGACUAUGGUCACAUAUGUGGCCCUGUUUUGGAUGAUGUUAGGGUUUUGCCUGUCUCUUAAGGCACACAUGUUUACAGUAGUUGUUUGUGAGUCAUAUUGUUCAAUGUUCCUUAAUCUUAUUAUAAUACUUAAAAUGUUUAGGAAUAAAUAAAUGAAAAAGAAUACUUGGCAGUCUUUUCAUCAUUGGGGUAGCUAACCUAAUAGUUGAAAUGAGGGUUUCUUCCUCUCUUUUUACUUUGUUCUGUCAAAAGAUUCAUUUUAAUUAAAUAUGAGAAAUGAU
Cornus florida is the source of this 1369-nucleotide messenger RNA. Its product is annotated as protein DUF642 L-GALACTONO-1,4-LACTONE-RESPONSIVE GENE 2-like. The record is from RefSeq and is a predicted model, not a curated record. The transcript has 3 exons. Lineage: Eukaryota; Viridiplantae; Streptophyta; Magnoliopsida; Cornales; Cornaceae. Bases 49 to 1149 code for a protein of 366 amino acids.